UAAUGAGGCCGGGCGCGCAGAGAGCGGGUCGAUGCGUCCAAAAUGGCGGAGCGGGGCGGGCGCGGCGGCAGAGGCGUCGUGGUGAGCGGCGGCAGCCUGGACAAGAGCAUCACCCUCCCGCCCGACGAGAUCUUCCGCAACCUGGAGAACGCCAAGCGCUUCGCCAUUGACAUCGGCGGGUCCUUGGCCAAGUUGGCUUACUACUCAACGGUGCAGCACAAAGUGGCUAGGGUGCGAUCCUUUGAUCAGUCAGGAAAGGACACAGAACAUGAAUCACCGUAUGAAAUCACUGUACAAGAAGAGAUAACAGCUCGGCUGCAUUUCAUUAAGUUUGAGAACGCCUAUAUCGAAACCUGCCUGGAUUUCAUCAAAGACCACCUUGUCAACACGGAAACGAAAGUGAUCAAAGCCACGGGAGGUGGUGCGUACAAAUUCAAAGACCUUAUUGAGAAGAAACUGGGACUGAAGGUUGACAAAGAAGAUGUCAUGACCUGCUUGAUCAAGGGGUGCAACUUUGUCCUAAAGAACAUCCCCCACGAGGCGUUUGCGUACCUGAAAGAUGCGGACCCAGAGUUCCGAUUUCAGAUGAACCACCCAAACAUUUUCCCCUAUUUGCUUGUCAACAUCGGCUCCGGGGUUUCUAUAGUAAAGGUGGAAACAGAGGAUAAAUUUGAAUGGAUUGGAGGAAGUUCAAUCGGAGGAGGGACGUUCUGGGGUCUUGGAGCAUUGCUUACAAAAACAAAGAAAUUUGAUGAGUUGCUGCAGCUCGCUUCGAAGGGGCAGCACACCAACGUCGACAUGCUGGUGAAAGACGUGUACGGCGGCGCCUACCAAACUCUGGGGCUCAGUGGAAAUUUAAUAGCCAGUAGCUUCGGGAAGUCUGCCACCGCCGACAGAGAUUUCUCCAAAGAAGACAUGGCAAAAAGCCUCCUGCAUAUGAUCAGCAAUGACAUCGGCCAGCUUGCUUGCCUUUAUGCCAAACUCCACAACCUGAACAAAAUAUAUUUUGGGGGCUUUUUCAUUCGGGGGCACCCCGUCACCAUGCGCACAAUCACUUACAGUAUUAAUUUCUUCUCCAAGGGAGAGGUGCAGGCGUUGUUCCUGAGACACGAAGGUUACCUUGGAGCCAUCGGGGCGUUCUUAAAAGGAGCUGAAGAGGACAAUCCCAAUCAGUACAGCUGGGGAGAAAACUAUGCCGGCAGUUCUGGCCUCAUGAGCACGUCCCCCGAUAUCUGCCCCAUGCAGCGUGAAAGGAGCGGCACGUUCGACAUGUUAGAAAUGGAUCGCUUGGAGCGAACGCUGGUUAACCUGCCCUUGCUGAAGGACCCGUCUGUCUACGUCCCUGACACAGUUGACCUCACAGAUGAUGCCAUGGCCAGGAAAUACUGGCUCAGUUGCUUCGAGGAUGCUUUGGAUGGGGUUGCAAAGCGUGCCGUGGCCAGCCAACCAGACUCUGUUGACGCAGCCGAGCGAGCCGAGAAAUUCCGACAGAAGUACUGGGAUAAACUUCAGACGCUCAGGCAACAGCCUUUUGCUUAUGGCACCUUGACUGUUCGGAGUUUGUUGGAUACAAGAGAGCACUGCCUGAACGAAUUCAACUUCCCCGAUCCCUACUCCAAGGUAAAGCAGAAAGAAAAUGGCAUAGCAUUAAAAUAUUAUCAGAGCGUAAUCGAGUCUUUGGACGCGUUGGGCUGGGAGGAGAGACAGUUUGCCCUGGUGAAAGGACUACUGGCGGGGAAUGUCUUUGACUGGGGAGCAAAAGCUGUUUCCGAAGUCCUUGAAAAUGAGCCACAGUUCGGAUUUGAAGAGGCCAAGGAAAAAUUGCAAGAACGUCCGUGGUUAGAAGAUUCCUACAAUGGGUGGCUGGAGCGACUCAAGGGCUCCCCUCAUAAAUGUGCCUUGAUUUUUGCAGAUAACAGUGGGAUUGACAUCAUUUUAGGCGUCUUCCCCUUUGUCAGGGAACUGCUCUCCAGGGGCACAGAGGUGAUAUUGGCUUGUAAUUCCGGGCCUGCCCUGAACGAUGUAACCUAUUCCGAGUCCCUCUUUGUCACAGACAGGAUAGCGGCUACGGACGCCGUCAUACGAUCUGCCUUGAAGGAAGAAAAGCUACUUUUGGUACAAACAGGCUCCAGUUCCCCAUGCUUGGACCUCAGCCGCCUAGACAAAGGCUUGGCCAGCCUGGUCCGGGAGCGGAAGACAGACCUGGUCAUCAUCGAAGGGAUGGGGCGGGCCAUCCACACAAACUACUAUGCAGAGCUCAAGUGUGAAAGCCUCAAGCUGGCCGUCAUCAAGAACUCUUGGCUGGCCGAUCGCCUCGGCGGGAAGCUCUUCAGUGUCAUUUUCAAGUACGAGGUGCCCCUCAAAUGAGCCCCUCGAAGAGGAGGAGGAGG
This is a messenger RNA of Euleptes europaea (tarantolino), 2390 nucleotides long. It is a transcript of the gene PANK4, whose product is annotated as pantothenate kinase 4 (inactive). Gene Ontology annotation, biological process: coenzyme A biosynthetic process. Gene Ontology annotation, cellular component: nucleus; cytosol. The transcript has 19 exons. The coding region runs from base 43 to 2367 and encodes 774 amino acids. The record is from RefSeq and is a predicted model, not a curated record. Lineage: Eukaryota; Metazoa; Chordata; Lepidosauria; Squamata; Sphaerodactylidae. Gene Ontology annotation, molecular function: ATP binding; pantothenate kinase activity.